Molecule: messenger RNA, 1955 nt
Organism: Mytilus californianus (California mussel)
Lineage: Eukaryota; Metazoa; Mollusca; Bivalvia; Mytilida; Mytilidae
Product: protein slit-like
Exons: 13
Coding region: 106-1101 (331 amino acids)
Molecular function (GO): protein binding
Source: RefSeq, a predicted model, not a curated record
UUUGCGUAUAAGAGCAACACAAGUAAUGAUUGAAACCACAAUUCAAUGUUCAUCAAACCAAGAGAGUUUUGUAUUUAAUUUCAUUUUAGGUAAAUUAAAGCGACAAUGCGACAAACCAUUUUUUUAAUUAUAUGUACUGUCUUUAAAAGUACAGUCUUAGGGUGCCCUGAAGCAUGUUCUUGUGAUGGCUCUACUGUUUUUUGCGGAUUAAAAGGUCUAACGACAGUUCCGUCUGAAAUUCCAAAUUCAACAACCGUUUUGGACUUGCAAGAAAAUCAAAUCACCUCUAUAGAUGAAAAUAUUUUCAAUGGCUUUACGCGGCUUCAAACAUUGAAAUUGAAUACUAAUCGAAUCACCUCGCUAGAUGAAAAUAUUUUCAAUGGCUUGACGGAGCUUCAAACAUUGGACUUGCAACAUAAUCAAAUCACCUCGCUAGAUGAAAAUAUUUUUAAUGGCUUGACGGCGCUUCAAAUAUUGAGCUUGCAAAAUAAUCAAAUCACCUCGCUAGAUGAAAAUAUUUUCAGUGGCUUGACGGGGCUUGAAGGAUUGGAAUUGCAAAAUAAUCAAAUCACCUCGCUAGAUGAAAAUAUUUUUAAUGGCUUGACGGCGCUUGAAACAUUGGAAUUGCAAACUAAUCAAAUCACCUCGCUAGAUGAAAAUAUUUUUAAUGGCUUGACGGCGCUUCAAAUAUUGGAUUUACAUGGCAAUCCACUGAACUGUUCGAACUGCGAGUUGGAACAUCUCAAGUUCUUUUUACAAAAUCAUAAUCUCGAGGAUACAGGUGCAAUGUGUAAUGGCACAAUGGUAGUUGACUAUGGUUUCAUCAACUGCAUAGAGAUGACAACAGAAGGAGCCUCAGUAACUACUCAGCAUCAAACAAGCCUAAAUGUGAUUAGUACAGAGAUGACAACAGAAGGAGCCUCAGUAACUACUCAAACAAGCCUAAAUGUGAUUAGUACAGAUUCGACGACACAUUUACGCUUGAUUAUCAUUGCUGCUGUUUGUGGCUUUACUUUAUCUGUUAUCAGCAUCCUCCUUAUUUCCUGCAUUUACUGUCACUAUAAGAGUAAACGUCGCGUCAAUAGCGAAAAUGUGGAUUAAAAGGACCAACAGCUAUUCCACACGACAACAUUUUGUGCAGACCAACAGUAGAUAGCCGGGUGUUUUCUAUUAAGUGUUUUAUAAAUAAACUAGUAAUCAGUAACCACAAAUGAAGAUGUAAAAACAUAUUGUCUACAAAUUAUGGUUGGAUAGAAUAUUUGAAAUAUUUGAUAAAUAUAGGAAAAUACUCCUGUUCCUUAACCCCUGCACAAAAAGUUUAAAUUGUUAGAAGCAGCAUUUGACUAACCAAAUCAAUUGUAAUAUAUCUUAUUAUGACUUGAUCAAUCUUACAAGUGUUACUAAAUUUUUUUAAUUUGUGUCUAAUACUGUAGUAUGUAAUUUCAUAUGUUUCAUCAUAUUUCAAAAAAAAUUAAAAAAUCCCAAGUCCCGAAAGUUGUCAAUCCCGAAUUCCCGCAAAAAUAAAGACCCAUUACCAACGUCCAGAAAAUGGUCCUUCCGUCCCUCUUAAAAGAUGGACGAAAGAUACCAGAGGGACAGUCACACUCAUAGAUCGAAAACAAACUGACAACGUCAUGGCCAAAAAUUAAAAAAAAACAGACAAAUUAUAGUACAGAUGACACAACAUAGAAAACAAAAGACUAAGUAACACGAACCCCAUCGAAAACUGGAGGUGAUCUCAGGUGCUCCGGAAGGGCAAGCAGAUCCUGCUCCACAUGUGGCACCCGUCGUGUUAAUAGAGAACUAAAUAUACUCUACAUUAACCUUACUUCUCAUCAAAGCCUUUUAAGGAAAUACCAGAUACUUUUCGAAAUCCACUUAUUGCUAAACAAAAAACGUUUCGCUUAGACUUUCAAAGUAUCAAAAAUUUUGUAAAUAUCAGAAUUAAUUUCAAA